Molecule: messenger RNA, 267 nt
Organism: Cyphellophora attinorum
Lineage: Eukaryota; Fungi; Ascomycota; Eurotiomycetes; Chaetothyriales; Cyphellophoraceae
Product: LYR motif-containing protein 5A
Exons: 2
Coding region: 1-267 (88 amino acids)
Biological process (GO): respiratory electron transport chain
Cellular component (GO): mitochondrion
Source: RefSeq, a predicted model, not a curated record
AUGUCUGCCCCCGUAAAUCCACAGCUUCGACGCCAGGUCAUUGGCAUCUACAAAGAGCUGCUGGAGAUGGGCAAAUCAUACCCGCAAGGCUAUGACUAUUUCCGACCUCGAUUACACAAGGCAUUUAUCUCGCAGGCUCACUUGAGGGACGAAGACCAGAUACGGAAAGGGCUUGAGAGAGCCGAAUAUGUGAAGAAGGAAAUCGAGGCGCUCUAUUACCUCAAGAAGUAUCGCGCUAUGAGAAAGGCGUACGACUCGCCAUCGUGA